Molecule: messenger RNA, 2947 nt
Organism: Rubroshorea leprosula
Lineage: Eukaryota; Viridiplantae; Streptophyta; Magnoliopsida; Malvales; Dipterocarpaceae
Source: the annotation of a GenBank genome assembly
UUUCUGCGAGCCAAUUUGUGAGUAAAAUGGGUGCUGGGAAUACAUUGGUCUUUAAACCAGGGGCGAUCUUCAUUCUGGCAGUCCUCAUGGCUGAAUCGUGCGCAGGACACGAUAAGCAUGUCGAACCUAGAAAGCUCAUAAGUACUACUGAUGACAGGCCAGGUUCAAUAAGCAUUGAUUGUGGGGUGAAUGAAGAUUAUCCAGAUGAGCAAAGUGGAAUAUAUUACAAGUCAGAUUCGGAUUUCGUUAAAGCUGGAGAGAAUAAACAGGUAUCCCCACGAUACAUACUCACACAUCCUCAGAUGGGGCAGAUGCUUCAAACCUUAAGAAGUUUUCCAGAGGGAAAGAAGAACUGUUACAACCUUAAACCUGAACAGGGGAAAGGCCACCACUACAUGUUCAGAGCCAUGUUUUAUUAUGGAAAUUAUGAUGGCCUGCAACAACCCCCUUCGUUUGAAGUAUACCUAGGAGUGAAUUUUUGGACGACCGUGAGCUGUAGCAACGACAUGACAUUUUAUUAUAAUGAAAUCAUCCAAUUUUUGUCGACCGAUACCAUAGAUGUCUGCUUGGUGAAUACCGGCUCUGGUAUUCCAAUCAUUUCUGCAUUGGAACUUCGGCUUUUGAACGACGCCAUUUACCAGAUUGAAUCAAGAGUACUCGGUGAACGCAUCCGUUAUGAUGUAAUCGAUAACAAUUUUUCCACAACCAGAUACAAAGAUGAUGUUUAUGACCGCAUCUGGAAACAUAUCACUUUUCCUGGAGCAAGUUUAAACAAAACAAUGAUAAAUAUUGAUAUCCAAGAUAGUAACAAUAACUACAGAAUUCCAACAGAGAUUUUGAAAACGGCUAUACAACCAUCAAAUCGUUGGGAUUCAUUGAGUUAUUGGUUUAAAAUGCCAACAGAUUACUUUGAAAGGGAUCUAUAUGUUUACUUUCACUUUGCUGAGAUUGUAAAUACCACAGAAGAUCAACGACGAGAAAUCAGCAUUACGUUGAAUGGUGUGAAGUUAGCCCCGAUUACUCUGGAAUACUUAAAACCACUAAGCAUAGGACCCCAAAACUUUCCGAUCAAAGGAUUUGUCAAUUUUUCAAUUGAUGCAACGGCAGAGUCUAGUCUUCCACCCCUUCUCAAUGCCUUCGAGAUUUAUAUGGAUGUUAAAUUCCCGACAUCACCAACGCAUCUUGUGGACGUUGAUGCAAUCAUGGACAUCAAGCAAAUGUACAAGAUAAGUAGACCUAAUUGGCAAGGAGACCCGUGUGUCCCAGGAGCAUAUGAGUGGAGUGGUUUGCACUGCGGUUUUGAGAAUUCUACUAUGAGGAUCACAUAUCUGAAUUUGAGCUCAAGUAACUUGGAAGGGGAGAUUUCUUCUUCAUUCUUCAGUCUGACAGCAAUGGUUUCUCUGGACCUAUCAAAUAAUAAAUUGACAGGGCCGGUGCCCGAAUUUUUAGCACAACUACCCAAGUUGAAAGUCCUUGAUUUAUCUGGAAACAAGUUCAAAGGGCAAAUUCCCAAGGCUUUAAUGGAGAAGUCUAAUAGUGGAACUUUGCAACUAAGAUUGGACGAAAAUCUAGACCUAUGCCUGAUAGAUACUUGUGAAAAUAACCAUAAGAGGAUGGUUCGUCCCAUAGUCGCUUCUGCUGUUUCAGUUGUGGCCCUUCUUAUCUUAUUGAGUGUUCUACUCAUCAUUUGCAUAAUUAAGAGGAGAAGACAAAAAGGGGCCAAAUUAAAGGAGGAGCGGUCAAUGAAAUCAAAGAACAAAACCUUUACUUACUCCGAGAUUUCUAACAUAACCACCAAUUUCACAAUGGUUAUUGGGGAAGGAGGAUUUGGAAAAGUUUACCUUGGCACGCUGAAUGAUGGCACUCACGUUGCUGUUAAGGUUCUAUCAUCAUCAUCAAAACAAGGCUAUAAGGAAUUCCAAGCGGAGGCACAAUUGUUAAUAAUAGUUCAUCAUAAGAACCUAGUUUCACUUGUGGGAUAUUGUGAUGAAGAUGACAACAAAGCUUUGGUUUAUGAAAACUUGGUUAAUGGAAACUUGAGGCAGCAUUUAUCAGAUGGAAACACAAACAUUUUGAGCUGGAUUGAAAGACUUCAAAUUGCUGUAGAUGCUGCACAUGGAUUGGAGUAUUUGCAUAAUGGUUGCAGGCCACCAAUAGUCCAUAGAGAUUUGAAAACCUCCAACAUCUUAUUAACUGAAAACAUGCAAGCCAAGAUAGCUGACUUCGGAUUAUCUAGAGCUUUUUCAACAGAAUUUGCUUCCCAUAUAUCAACUUGCCCUGCAGGAACACCUGGAUACCUAGACCCUGAGUUUCACUCAUCAGGAAUCAUUAACAAGAAAAGUGAUGUCUAUAGCUUUGGAAUAGUUCUACUAGAAUUGGUUAGUGGUCAACCUGUCAUAUUAAGAGGUGAAGAGCCCAUUCAUAUAAUUGAGUUGAUUAAUCCUUUGAUUGAAAGAGGGGAUAUCCGGAGGGUCAUUGAUCCAAGGUUACAAGGUGAAUUCAACAUCAAUGCAGCCUGGAAAGCAGUGGAGAUAGCAAUGGCAUGUGUGUUGCCUCUUGGAAUCCAGAGGCCAGACAUGAGUCAGGUACUAUUAGAACUUAAGGAGUGUUUGGAUUUAGAAACGGGUUCCAGAGAAACUCAAAAGAUAGGGAGCCAGAUAUUGAAUAAUUCACUUGAAAUCGCUCAUCCUCUUGCUAGGUAAUUCAAUAGACAAUGCUUCAUGGAUUUGUGGAUGUAAUUCCUUCUUGUUGUUUAAGGCUAUAAACUAUUGUUAGUUUAUUUGAGAUCAAGUCUGUUAAGCUAGGUUUUUAGCAAUUAUGUCUUUUAUGAAUUUUGUAAACCAUGUUAGUGGUGUAGCAAUUUGUAUUGUAGUUUCCCAACUUCUUUUUGUUUUAGCAACUACCAUGUAUAAGUUUCUAUUUUUCCUUAUAAAUUGGACGUAUUUUC